Messenger RNA from Ilex paraguariensis (yerba mate), 1569 nucleotides. Lineage: Eukaryota; Viridiplantae; Streptophyta; Magnoliopsida; Aquifoliales; Aquifoliaceae. The record is from the annotation of a GenBank genome assembly.
AUGGCUAUAUCUUCUCUCUACCCAUUCAAUUCCAUACUUCACUCUCACUCUUCUCAAUCUCUAUAUCUCUGUCAUUCCCUCUUCCAAUCCUAUGGAGACUCACUCUCAAGCAGUCACAGCUUUUUCCAACCAAGAACCCUCAAACGUAGCAGUAGUACUAGUACCACAAGGAUCUUUGUUAUAUCGUCGCACUCCAACCACAAGAUUCUCAAAUCGAAUCGCAGGUCAAGGUAUGGUCAGACAAUGUCCCCUUACGAUAGCGAAGACGACGACAGUGUUGGCAUUGGUGAUGAGGAAGAUGAAGAUGACUCAGAGGAUGAUUGGCUCUCUGAUGACGAUUAUGCAGAAAUAGAAGAUUCUGAUGCUCAUAGUCAGAGAUUUAAGUCACAGGACACAAAACAAGGCAGUCACAGCCAUUUAGAAAGAGAAUUGGAUGUAAGAUCAUCAAAAUCUGAGAAAAUUAAUGGCAAGAACACCUUAUCAAAGAGAAAUAGUGGCAGUUUCUACGGCGUGUCAAGUAAACCAGUAAAUGUUGGUAACAUAGGUGCAGAUGUAAGAAAAAAGGAGGCCGGAAGCCCUGCAAAGGACAGAUUUCAUAGACUAUCAGAAGAAAUAGAUCUCGACGAGAGAUGGUUUCCACUUCUGGAUUACUUGAGUACUUUUGGACUUAAGGAAUCACACUUUAUCCAAAUGUAUGAGAGGCAUAUGCCCUCCCUUCAGAUAAAUGUGGGUUCUGCACGGGAAAGGUUGGAGUUCUUGCUGGGUAUUGGUGUCAAGCAUAGAGACAUUAGAAAAAUACUUAUGAGGCAGCCACAAAUUUUAGAGUAUACUGUUGAGAACAAUCUGAAAUCCCAUGUCACAUUUUUGGCAAGUUUGGGUAUUCCAGAGUCCAGAAUAGGGCAGAUAAUUACUGCCACUCCAUCCCUGUUUUCUUAUAGUGUGGAGAACUCAUUAAAGCCCACGGUAAGAUACCUGCUUGAGGAAGUUGGCAUUAAGAAAGACGAACUUAGUAAAGUUGUGCAGCUAAGCCCUCAAAUCCUGGUUCAGCGGAUUGACAGUUCAUGGAACACACGUUUCAGUUUUCUUACAAAGGAAUUGGGAGCGCCCAGAAGUAGUGUAGUGAAGAUGGUUACAAAACACCCCCAACUUCUUCACUACAGCAUUGAGGACGGAUUACUGCCGAGGAUAAAUUUUCUAAGGAGCACUGGGAUGAGCAAUUCUGACAUAUUGAAAGUAUUGACUAGCCUUGCACAGGUAUUUUCUCUGUCACUUGAGGGGAAUCUGAAGCCUAAGUACAUGUACUUGACCAAUGAACUACGAAAUGAGGUGCAAUCCUUGGCCAAAUAUCCUAUGUACCUAAGCUUGUCUCUAGACCAGAGAAUUCGUCCCCGGCAUAGGUUUUUGGUUGCCCUAAAGAAAGCUCCAAAGGGACCAUUUCCUUUGAGUUCAUUUGUUCCAACUGAUGAAUGCUUUUGUCAGCAAUGGGCAGGGACUAGCUUAGAUAAAUAUCUAGCGUUUCGACAGAGAUUACUACUCAAGGAGUUUGCAAAGAAAUAUGAAAAAAAGUAA